AUGUCUGAACUAACUGAAGCACAAAUAUCACUCCUCAAAGAUGAAGCACUAAGAGCACGCGAGUCCUCGUACUCUCCCUAUUCAAAAUUCAGAGUUGGCGCCGCUGUUCUUACGGUGGAUGGUCACGUGAUUACUGGAGCCAAUGUUGAAAAUGCUCUGUAUGGUGGAGCCAUUUGUGCAGAAAGAACAGCUAUCGUACGUUCGGUGGCUCUGGGUCAUCGCAAAUUCCAGGCAAUUGCCAUUUCAAGUGAUCAGGAGGCGCCAAUUUCUCCAUGUGGAAUUUGUAGACAAGUGAUUCGGGAAUUCUUCGAUUUGGGUGCUCCUGUAUACAUGUACUCUUCCUCUGGAGACAAGUGCAUAGUACGGACCCUUGAGGAGCUUUUGCCGCUUAGUUUUGGACCUGAAAACCUUGGCCAGUGA
Molecule: messenger RNA, 420 nt
Organism: Sungouiella intermedia
Lineage: Eukaryota; Fungi; Ascomycota; Pichiomycetes; Serinales; Metschnikowiaceae
Source: the annotation of a GenBank genome assembly